CCAUCUCAACAUUCUUCGAAGAACGUCUUGAGUUAUAAGGGUUGUGAAUUUGGAGAACAAGAACAAAACGAAAUAUCAAACAAAGCAAGUAACAGUCGAAAGACUGUAAGAAGUGAUCGAAGAUGGUGGCUAAGCUUUCUUCAAUCAAGAUGGAGGUCCCAUUGUUUAAGAACAAUACGGUCAGGGAAUUUGCGAAGUGGUGGCCACUGUUUCAAGCGUAUGCAGUUCAGAAAGAAUUUGCCGAAGUAAUCCAGCAAACCAAAUGUAAGGAUCUGCCGGAAACGGAGCUUCCUCGGAAGAUAAAGCCAGAUGGGGUUGAGGAUGAUAUCGACGGAACACUCGAAGUGCAUACGGAUGAACAGUGCAAAGCACUACUGAAGAACAAGAUGGGCAUUGCAGCUUUUACAAUCGCAUUCGCGAGGAAUGUGAAUGAAGACUGCCAAGCCAUGGUUACAGACUCUAAAGAUGACAGAUACUGGCCGACGGGACAGUGCCACAUGGUGGUGCAAGAAUUGCUGGAUGAAUUUGCAGCUGAUGACGAGAUGGGAAUGAUCAGACAGCGAGUUGAACUGUAUUCAAUCUCAAUGAGGAAGAACGACAACCCCAAAACACUCUUCUCUCAGAUAACUUCAAUCGAGCAAAAGUACAAAGGGAGAACAACACCUCUCACGGUGGAGGACAAGCGGGCGGCAAUCCUAAUGCGGGCUCCAAAGAUGUAUCAAGCUGUGAUUCAAACAGAACGAACCACUGAAAGGAAGAUUCAUGGCCGGGAGCCAACACUGAAAGCAUUGCGACGAGCUAUGUAUGAUCAUUAUAAAAGUAUACAGAUCAAUCAGGCGAACAAUCUUUUGCAGGAACUGACGUUGUAUUCAGCUGCGGGUGAAGAAGAAGAUAGCAGCGACGAAGACAUAGGAAACCUCCACUCACGGAAGAAGAAGAAAGGGAGGAAAGGAACAAAGGUGUCAGGUCAACAGAGAAGAAAGAAGGCAACGGGUAACGAAAACAAGAGCUGUUACGGUUGCGGAGAGAAGGGACAUAUCAAGCGAGACUGUCCUUAUGAGAACCCGUGUGGAUAUUGCGGAGUCAAGGGACACACAGAGGAACAGUGUUGGAAGAAACAUCCAGAGAAGAGGCCCAAGAAAUUCAGAAAGGGCGCCAAGAACAACAACGAUGUAGCAGGGAUCGUGGUCGAUGAGGAACUUACCUUCACCGUAAUGGACGAUGGGGAUCUAAUGAAUGAAUCCCCAUGGUGGAGCAGUAACUGCUCAGCAAACUAUGCGAGUGUAAACACGGUAUACAGUAACGCCGUAUGCGGUACGAGGAAGAUAAAUAAUGAGCGUAUGCAGGCUCGUAGGCCCACGUACACGGGAAACGCAGGCCACGGAAACCACGCUCAACGGUCGUUCCGCGAUACACAACGGAGACGCAACGAUCGCAAAAGAAGAAGACAUACAGGCAAGUAUGGAAAUCAACGGUUGAAAACACGGGGGUGGCCGCGGGCGCCCGCUUAUACCUAUGCCAGGACCUGGCGGGUGCGUGAAACCUGGAACGGGCACAAGAAAGUAGCAAGCUGGACGAUCAUGUCAGAACAAUACAAUCAGCCUGGGCGCGAGCAAGGAUCUAAGCCAGUGCGAACAGAGCACUAUGUAGAGAACACAUUUAAGUCCCGUGAACGACCCAAGCACGUGGUAAUCAGGGACUUACGCGCGGCUCAGCAAGCGGCAGACAGAACCGCUGCGCGAAACACACGUACAAUUAAGGGCCUCCAUAGCGAGCUCGCGCGACUAGAGCAUAGAGAUGAGGCAUUAAGACAGAGAAAUGACGCGGAAGCCGCGCUCAUUACCGUAGAAAAUGAGACCAGCUUAUCUAGUGCCACCGGGACUGAAGUGCUUUAUACUCCAAUCAUAUGGAUAGCUGACACAGGAGCGUCAUGUCACGUAACCAACAGUACUGCGGGAGGCGUACCUUCAGUGAACGCUAAAGAACGCCUAAAGACCCUACGGCACUCACUAGACGCUAGUGGGAACCGCAUGCAUACUAACGCUAUACUGGAUAUCAAAGGAGCAGUGCAAACUAAAGAUGGUGAGACAAUCAAUGUAGUACUUAAAGACUGUCGAUACGGAGCAUCCAAGUUCAAUCUCUGCUCGAUCACCAAGUUGACGGACAGCGGGUGGUUUAUGCGUGGAGACGCGAAAGGAAUCCACCUGACUAAAGGCGAGCAGAGGAUUGAUUUUGAUAUACCAAUCAAAACACAAGAAGGUAAGCUUUGGGCUGCCAGAAUAGAACGUAGAAGCCCCAAUGACGGACCAAACGAACUAACACUGGCUACGCCCACUGUCAUGAGCCUCGAAAAGGCUCAUCAGUUUUGUGGGCACAGCGGUAUUAGAGAAACGAUCAAAACGGCCAAAUACCUUGGAUGGAAGCUUACACGGAAAGAAUAUCAACGGUGUGAGCCUUGUGCGGUCGCAAAAGCAAGGCAAGCCAAUUUGGAACAAGGGGAAACCAGAGAACCCAAACAAAUUGGAGAGUUGUACUACAUCGAUGGAAUGAAAUUAAAGCGUCCGAAGAGGCCAGAGGCCCGAGUGUAUUUCCCUGCUAAUAACUGUUUGGUCAUGGCAGUCGAACAUAAGACAGGAGCGUCAUUCACGGGCUGGUACGAUAAGAAGAACGGGUUCAUCGAUGAUUUCUGUUCUUAUUUCGCCAGACAAGCUGAGAACGGCAAAGCAGUGCGACGAAUGCGUUGUGAUGAUGCCGGAGAGAAUAAGCUGUUGCAAAAGAAAGUCAAUGGCAAGCACUGGAGACUGAAUGUGCAGUUCGAAUAUACGGCAAAGACCCCACAAAGGAAUUCAAGAGUGGAGACCAAACUGUUCCACAUGAGCAAUAAAACGAGGGCAGCAUUAGAGGAUGCCAAUGUGCCGGAUCAGUUUCGAUAUAUCUUGUUUGCAUUGUUUUACAAGUGGUGUUGCCAAACAGAUAUGCUUACUGUAGUGGAAGUCGACGGAGUAACUAAAACAAGACACGAGCAUCUAUACGGGAAGCUGCCGGGCUGGGUUGAUCACAUGCAAGUGGCAGGAAUGGCGGGAGUAGUGAAGACUCACACGAGAACAACCCCCAAAGUAAAUGCCAGAGGAAAGACGUGUUUGUUUGUGUGUUAUGCUACCGAUCAUGCAAAAGAUUGCUAUGUAAUGUAUGAUCCAGGGACCAGGAGAACUCUUCAUUCACGAGAUGUACUGUGGUUGAACCGCAUGUACUUUCCAAGCCGACCACGGCCAGGGGCCGAAGUAACUGUGGAGGGCAUCAGUUUGCCAGCCGGAGAGACAGAAAUUUGCGACGAUGAGACCCAAGAGGAUGGUACAGUUGUGAGUAUUGAUUCCGACUCAUCCAGCGAGCCGGAGACCGAGACCCAGGACCAGGAGGAAUCGCAAGGGUCUUCAGUAAUUAUGUUUGAAGAUGAGGAUGAACACUUGUUCGAUAUGCAUGAGCAAACGAAUAGCGAUGAAGGAAGCAGGGACUCUCAUCGACACGAAGGGAACCAUCGAGUUACCAGGAGCGGACGAGUUGUUCGAGCCCCCAUGCAGCAUGAUGGGACUAGACCUGGGGAGGUUGUGGCCUUGCACAUCGAGGACCAGCUGAUUAAUGAAACAUGUCUGCUGGGUGUGGAGGAGAACAAACAUCUGCAUAAUCAUCACAUGGAUGAGGGGAUGAGAGAGGAAGAAUUUGUACUGUUUAGUUUAAUGAAGGGCGGCAAUAGAACAUACAGCUCUGUUGAGCAUGCAUUUGGGUAUGUAGACACGAGGGGAGACUACCGGCUCGUGGCCGCGGCCCUAGAAGACAAUGUAGGAGAACUGUAUCUUGUGGGAGCCACCGGCCACAAUUAUGGAAACACGGCUGAACUUAAUGUAAUGAAUUAUAAGCAAGCAAUGGCCACUGUAGACAGGAAGGAAUGGGAAAAGGCCAUCAAAGUGGAACAUGAUAAGAUGGUUAAAUACAAUGUGUUUCGAGUCGUGAAACCAAAGGAAAUUCCAAAGGGAACUAAGCUCUUUGAUAGUACAUGGGCCAUGAAGAAGAAACCAGAUGGAACCUUUAGAGCCAGGAAUGCCAUAAGAGGGUUCAUGCAGGUCGAUGGAGAGCAUUAUGACAGUAAUGAUAAAUCCUCACCCGUGGCAACCGAGGUGGGCAUACGAGUAUGCUUUGUUUUGACCAUUGUAGGUGCUUGGUAUCAACACCUUGUCGAUGUAGAGGGAGCCUUCCUAAACGGAGUAUUUCAGCGCCCCGACAAGCAUAAAAUCUUCAUGAAAGUCCCAGAGGCCUACAGGAAAUGGUAUCCGUCCUGGGCAACUUUUCUGCUGUUGAAAACACAGUAUGGCACCGUCCAAGCCGCGUUACAGUAUUACAGGGAGUGUUGCAAAGCCCUCGCAUAUUUAAAGUUCGAAAGGAACGCUGCGGAGCCAUGUGUAUUUUUCAAGUGGAAAGCCAAGCAGCUGGUGGUGUUUGUACUGUGGGUAGAUGACUGCUGUAUAUCCGGACCAAAAGAGCUGGUGUUGCAGGAAGUGAAGGACUUCACGGGACUCUGGGAUUGCAAAGAUCUUGGAGAACUGAAGGAAUAUGUGGGAUGUAGAGUGGAAAGAACAAAGGACUGGAUCCGACUCACUCAGCCGGUUAAGGUUCAGCGAUUCAUCGAUGAGUUCAACUGCAAAGGAAAUAAUGGGCCCAGUCAAAGAGCUCCAUCAACCCCAGCAGAGCCGGGAAGUGUGCUGGAAUUUAACAAGGAAAGCGAGCCAGCGAUAAACAAUAAGAGACAGACGAAGUAUCGAUCUGGCGUGGGGAUCUUGUUGCACAUGAUGCGUUGGAGCAGGCCAGACGUGUUAAACGCAGUAAGGGAACUGUCCUCAUAUAUGACCACCGCUAGUAAAGCCUGUUACAAGGCUCUAAACAGAGUGAUGAAUUUCAUUGUGGCAACCAAGGAGAAAGGCUAUAUGUUCAAGCCAGCAAGUCCGGGAACUUGGGAUGGGCGUAAGAACACCAGAGUCUUCGAGAUCAAAGGACAAUGUGAUUCGGAGUAUGCCAAACACAGCAGUAGGCGAAGCGUAAAUGCGGGAAUCACAUACUUGGAAGGGGCAAUAGUUAAACAGUUCAGUAAAAUGAUGCCGAUUGUGGCAUUAUCAACUACAGAAGCAGAACUGUAUUCAGCUGUACUUACAGCACAAGAUAUGAUGUUCGUGUAUCAUAUAGUGACCAACCUUGGGCUUAAGGUAAGACUGCCAAUGAAACUGUACUGCGACAACAAAGGAGCAGUAGCGUUGGCCAACAAUUGGUCGGUUGGAGGAAGGACCAGACAUGUAGACGUUAAACAGCAUUUCUUAAGGGAACUAAAAGAACGUGGGUUCAUUGAAGUUCUGUGGAGGUCUGGGGCACAGAUGACCCCCGAUAUGCAUACAAAGAAUGUUUCUAAGGCGUUAUUUGAUCAGUACAGUAAGGAACUUGUGAGCUAAUCAAAUAAGGGAAGUGUGUUGGAAACAGUGAUGAUAGAGUGGUCGCCAGGCGUGCUAACGAGCCAGGCGAUGAAUGGAACUAAUUCAGUGUCAUCCAAGUUGAACAAGUAGCAAGGAGCUGGGUUCAACAUGAAGGAUACUGAUAAGGAUGAAUAGACAGCUGGAAGCAUA
Messenger RNA from Pseudo-nitzschia multistriata, 5663 nucleotides. NCBI's taxonomy places the organism in Eukaryota, Bacillariophyta, Bacillariophyceae, Bacillariales, Bacillariaceae. The record is from the annotation of a GenBank genome assembly.